CUCAUUAAGAGGGACGUUUGGUUCCUCUGACGUGUGUAUCAGUCCUCUGACGGCACCGGCCCCCUUUUAAGCCUCAGUAAGUCACCCGGUAGACCACCACCGUUUCAUUUAACUGCUCCUCGCGGUGCAAAGUGGGACGAAGCUCUUAAUAAACUACCCGACUGUUCUGCUCACAGUUUUCUGCCUCAGGUGCCCCAGCACAUGACUCUAGAAACACUUGAGCAGGUCUCCAUGCCCUCCCGUUCCUAGCGGAAGACCGGUGCGACAAUGACCAUCCAUGUAGAGGGGCUUGUGGCUAUCGCGGUCUUCUAUCUACUGAUCUUGUUCGUGGGCAUCUGGGCGGCAUGGAAGAACAAACACUCCGGGGAGGCAGAGGGCACCGACCGCAGCGAAACCAUCAUGGUCGGAGGGAGAGACAUUGGAUUAUUUGUCGGUGGAUUUACCAUGACGGCGACCUGGGUUGGAGGGGGAUACAUCAAUGGCACAGCUGAGUAUGUGUAUCUACCAGAUUAUGGCUUGGCAUGGGCACAAGCUCCCUUUGGAUAUGCCCUCAGUCUUGUUGUGGGUGGUCUUUUUUUCGCUAAGCCCAUGCGCUCACGGGGUUACGUCACCAUGUUGGACCCGUUCCAGCAGAUGUAUGGGAAACGUAUGGGUGGCCUCCUCUUCAUACCUGCACUCAUGGGGGAGAUCUUCUGGUCCGCUGCCAUCUUAUCCGCCCUUGGUGCUACUCUGAGUGUCAUCGUGGACAUCAACAUUAAGAUGUCAGUAGUUAUCUCAGCACUCAUUGCAAUCUUUUACACCCUGGUUGGAGGACUUUACUCUGUGGCCUACACUGACGUCGUGCAGCUCUUCUGUAUCUUUCUUGGCCUGUGGAUCAGUGUCCCCUUUGCUUUGACUAACCCUGCGGUGUCAGACAUUACCGUUACUGCAGUGAAGCAGGUGUACCAGUCGCCCUGGAGAGGAAGCAUCCACAAGAGCGACACCUGGGUCUGGAUUGACAACUUCUGCCUCCUGAUGCUUGGAGGAAUACCCUGGCAGGUGUAUUUCCAGAGAGUCCUGUCUUCCUCCUCGGCUACCUACGCCCAGGUCCUCUCCUUCCUGGCUGCUUUCGGGUGCCUCGUCAUGGCUGUGCCCUCCGUUCUCAUUGGGGCCAUCGGGGCCUCCACAGACUGGAACCAGACAAGUUAUGGUGCCAUUCCUCCUAAAGAGAAGGAUCAAGCAGACAUGAUUCUACCCAUCGUGCUCCAACACCUCUGCCCGCCAUUUGUCUCUUUUUUCGGCCUGGGUGCAGUGUCUGCGGCUGUCAUGUCAUCUGCCGACUCUUCCAUCCUUUCAGCAAGCUCCAUGUUUGCGAGGAACAUCUACCAGCUCGCCUUUAGACAGUCGGCGUCUGACCGUGAGAUCGUGUGGGUGAUGCGGAUCACUAUCUUUGUAUUCGGCGGCCUUGCCACAUUUAUGGCGCUGGUAACCGGGACGGUUUACGGCCUCUGGUACCUGAGCUCAGACCUGGUUUACGUCAUCAUCUUCCCCCAGCUGCUCAGUGUGCUCUUUGUCAAAGGCACCAACACGUACGGCUCGGUGGCUGCCUACCUGUUCGGCAUGCUGCUGCGUAUAGGUGGAGGUGAACCCUACCUGCAGCUGCCUCCUUUCAUUUAUUACCCUGGCUGGACCACUGAGCAGCGGAUACACCACAUGACUGGAGAAAUGGAGGAAGUCGUCAUUCAGAAGUUCCCCUUCAAGACCGUCUCUAUGCUCGCCUCCUUUCUGGGUAACGUUGCUUUCUCCUACCUGGCAAAGUACCUGUUUGAGAGCGGCAAGAUUUCACACAAAUACGACUUUCUCGACGCAGUGGUGUCCAAGCACAGUGGAGAGAUUAUGGAUAAGACGACGCUUGUAACUCGUGGCAACAACAUCGGGCUGUCAGAAAUGACGCCCGUCAAACCGCGGCUGAGUGUGACCUUGGCGGCCGCCUUCACACGCCGUGACACACUGCCGACAGAAACGGUGGAGGAGGAGGAGGAGUCCAGCCCUGACUUCUCCCACCAUGAUGAAGAUGUGAUAAAAGCAUUUUAAAAAAGGCUGAACACGUGACUGAACUGCCAGAGAACUGGUUACUCUGUCAGAAACGCCAAAAAGAAGAAGAUACAACUAAGAGACAAGAAGCAAACAUCCUCUCUUGGGACUACAAAGUACCACAUCCAGUGUUUGGUGAUUGGAUAACAGCCACAUGUAAGGAUAUAUAGUGUAGCAGCUUGCUGAUUGUCCGGACAUGAAGUUGUCUUUCUGUGAAGUACAUCAAAACACACACACACACACACUCAUAUAGUACUUAUAGAUAGUUGGGUGUACUGUAUAUUCAUCCUCUUUUGAACUGGUUUGGAGAUAUACUUUAAGAAAACUGUGUUUAGCUCUUAAUUUGAUUCAUUUUCAUUUCUAUCACUAAUGAAAAAGCAGGUCGUUACCAAACUGCAGAUGAGUGGAGAUAAGAUAUGCUGCAUACAGUGGUGAAAUAUUCCAUCAGAAGUCAGAAGUAUGACAAGGAAUGAAACAAAUGACAGGUACUUUAUAAGAAGUGACUGACAGCACAACCGUGGUAUGGAAGGAGGGUGUUUACCAAUGUAUGUACCAAUUAGAUAAAAGCAAUAACGUGAUACACACACUGUACAGAAAAUAUUAUAAUAAUCAGACUGCGAGAGAGUGGAAGUAAACAUGAAAUAAUUUUAUAGCUUUAAUAUGUUAUAUCAAGCCAGUAACUUUAUGUUAUGUUUAACCAAAUUCACAUUUGUUGCACUGAAAUGAUUGGGUUUUAAUUUCUAAAUCAAUCAACAAAUUAAAUAGACUGUAAUGUCAUGAAGUGAAACACAUAUUAACCGACACCCAAAACUAAUUUAGUUUAAUACAGUUUUUACAGGUAAUCGUGUCUCUCGUGUAUAUUAUAUUACUGAUAAACACAUUGACUGUGAAUCAAGAAAGAAACAAUCCAUGUAUCAUGCUGAGUAGAAAAUAUACAAGCAGUAGUGAUGGUAGUUGAUUUGAAGCAUUAGCUAAUAUUCUCUUUAAUGUCAGUUUUAAUCAUGAGAAUCAGUGUAAAUUAGUGUUUAAAAUUAACUUGUAUUUUAACUGCCUUAAUGAAGAAGACAUACUUUUAAUUUCCACAGUUCUGACUGGACUCUGGUUAGACUGCAGUGAACAAAGACUUGAAUAUGAAUGUAACCUCUACAAAAAAUCUUAUUAUAUCAAGUAGUGUACUUCUCCUGUUGUUUGUGUACGUUUUUGUUUGUGAUUUAGUAGUAACUGUUGCAGAACAACAUGGCGGCAGGUUCUGAUUUACAAAUCUGUUCUUUAUUUGUUGUUAACAGCAGUGUACAGAUUAUUUUAUCUGUGAUGUGUAUGUUUGUAUAAAUAUGGAGAAAAAAGCUAUAUAGAUAAAUAAUGCUGGUUAAAAUCUAUUCAUAUUAGAUGGAAAAGAUACUGUCUAAAUGUUUAUUUAUUUUUGAUGUCAAAAAAGAUGAAACAAUAAAAAAGAACAAAUUAUUUCAGGAAAAUAUAUAAAUUCUACUUUUGUAAGAAGAUAAAAUUGGUAUUCCACUUUUUUUUGUUCGCUGACUGUUGUUAAAAUCUACUUUGAGAAUAUUGCUUUUACUUAAUUUACUUUCCUAAUUUUCAAAAUUGCCACUAAAUUAGAUUUUAGUAUGCGUCAUGUUUUUUUUUUUGUCUUUUUGUUAUUGAUCAUGAUGCUGAAACAUGAACAUAAACAGGGACGAGGUUCUGUUGUGUGGGUUUUAUAGCACUGGCAUGUGAUUUCUUCAAAACAAAGCUAAGUUGACUUGGGUCUCCUUGUCAUGUUGCAUGGGCUCAACCAAAAAGGGAUUCUUCACUGUCGGAUUGUUGUAUGUUUAUAACUUUAGAGGCCUGAAGAAGUAAAAUUAACUAGUGAUUUUCAACAAGAAAGAGCAAAGAAACUAUUUUGUGUUGCAGAAAUAUGGUUUUUUUCUCUCUAUUUAAUCAUUUUGUGACCCCUCAAAUUUAUCUUAUGAGCCCUUUGGAGGAUUUCUGUUUUCUGAGAAUAUUAGAGCUCAUUUGAAUGAU
Siniperca chuatsi (mandarin fish) is the source of this 4089-nucleotide messenger RNA. It is a transcript of the gene slc5a7a, whose product is annotated as solute carrier family 5 member 7a. Gene Ontology annotation, molecular function: choline:sodium symporter activity. Lineage: Eukaryota; Metazoa; Chordata; Actinopteri; Centrarchiformes; Sinipercidae. Gene Ontology annotation, biological process: acetylcholine biosynthetic process; choline transport; transmembrane transport. Bases 268 to 2073 code for a protein of 601 amino acids. The record is from RefSeq and is a predicted model, not a curated record. Gene Ontology annotation, cellular component: dendrite; plasma membrane; perikaryon. The transcript is spliced from 9 exons.